ACGAGAUUUUACGAGAUUUACUUUUGACCCUGAAGAAUCUGAGCAAUGCACACUGGGAAAAUAUUGGGCAUGAGAUUCGAACCUUCGGAGUGGUACACCAACGUGUUUCGGUCAAUUUCUCGUCUUUUUCUCGGUGAUACGACCGGCGUUAUCAGAAGAGUAAAUACCAGAAUAUGUCAUUUACGUAGUUGAAUGUUUAACGGGGCGACACAAGGCGAAAUGGCGGGUCCAACCGCCGUGGAGAUGAUACAACACCCCUCCCUGUUUUUGCGAUGGAUGCAAAGUGCAUCGGGGAAGCUGCUUAUCAAGUUUAAAUACACGGCACUUCGAGGUUUCAUCUUAUUCCUGCUCCUGCUGCUAGUCUUCUGGAUCUCCGUCUUCCUGUACGGAAGCUUCUACUAUGCCUACAUGCCAACGGUGUCCCACGUCCGGCCUGUGUACUUACAAUUCAGCACCGACUGUGACAGUGUCAACUCACAGCAGGCUCGACUCUGCUCCUUCCCAUCAGCCAAUGUCUCCUUCACCAGAGACCCAAGGAGAGAUCCUAGAGAGAAGCUGCUUGCCAUGGGCCAGGUGUAUGAGAUCAGUCUGGACCUGGAGAUGCCAGAAUCACCUGUAAAUCAGAACCAAGGCAUGUUCCUGAUUGAGCUUACCUUCUACACUGUGAAAGAAGUUUCAUACAAGACUGCAAGACCAACCAUGUUGCGGUACAAGUCACCCCUGCUGCAGGUACUGCGGACCCUGGUGUACUCCCCCCUGCUGGUGUUUGGUGCAGCUGAGCAGAAACAGGUUCUGAGUGUGGUGCUGGCUGAAGAGUUCCAGGAACCUGCUCACAAGCAGACAGUGGGUGUGGUAGUGGAGAUCCAGACCAGGAACAUAGAGGUGUACUCAGCUGUACUCAGGGUCAACGCUCACUUCAAGGGAAUCAGGUACCUCAUGUUCUACUGGCCGGUGCUGUCUGCCGUUAUCGGAGUUGGUUCAGUCUUCAGUUUCCUCCUGGUCCUGGUGCUCCUGUCCUGGUACCGCUUCUUCUGGGCCCCAGAGGAGGACUUUGUGGUCACCGUCAACAUGGAGCAAACACCAAUCAGCAUGGAGGAGCGCAGGAGGAACGCUCGCAAGGCUUUAAACAGGGAAAGGCUUGCUUUAGGACAUCAUGUGACAGUCCAGGCCAGCAUCCAGGGCAUGUCAACCACCACACAAACUACCCCCACUCUUGCCAGAAUAGAUCCCCUCCCAUUUGAGGAUGAGGAGGAUGCAGAAAUGAAGGACAUCUUAGGGGACGGAGAGGAUGAAGAUGAGGCAGAUGAAAAGGCACUUCAAGUUGAUGACAUUGACCCUGGUGACAGUCAGGACCAAGACAUGGAAGUUCGUCGCAGAGCAGCCUGCAAGGACACAACAUAGGAAGUGACUCCAAUAGCGACAGUGCUUAUGCAAACCAUAGCAAUUGUAUACCUUAUUGGCUGGUAAAACUCAAGUAUUGAAAGUCAAAGAUCAUGUUCUGAAAUUCAACAUUUUUUUGUUUUGAUAUGUAUACUUUGUGCUUAUACUGUUAAUUUAUUGCAUAUGUUAUACUAUUGUGGUAUACAUGUAUUAUAUAAUUUGAAACAAUUUUGAAGUUGAGUUGGCUUGCAUCAUGUAUUUGAGAAUCAUGUACAGGUGUGUGGAUUUCUUUAUGCAAAUUGCAUUGCUGCUACAUGUAUGUUGGCUCUUUGCCAUACCUUAUGCAGUGGAGAGCAAGUAAAACCAAAAACAAGAGUUGCACUUGAAAAAAAUAAUUUAUAUACAAUGUACUGACACAAAAAGUACAAAAAUGUUUGUUUUCUUAAUUUUCAGGAGAAUAUAUCGUUCAAUAGUUACAAGGUGUAUGGUAUUAACUGGGACCAGAUAACAAGCGGUCUAACUUUACUAAAUAAAACAUGGCUUGAAUGACCCAGCAGAUUACUGGUAUACUGUAGGGAGAUGUUGGAUGUGAAAGUGUGCAGUGGACAGGGAUCAAUGUUGCAGUGUCAGCUUGCUACAGUGGUAAUGUACAACUGUGUAACAAACAGCCAUGGGAUGGAAUGUAUAAACUACACAGGAGCGAGAUAGAGACCAGUCAUCUAGCCUAUUGCAACCUAUAUGUACAGUAAUGCCAGAAACAACAACAAAGAGAACAUUAAAGCUUGAAAACAGCUAAAA
Branchiostoma belcheri (Belcher's lancelet) is the source of this 2178-nucleotide messenger RNA. RefSeq names its product seipin-like. Gene Ontology annotation, biological process: lipid storage; lipid droplet organization. Gene Ontology annotation, cellular component: endoplasmic reticulum membrane. Lineage: Eukaryota; Metazoa; Chordata; Leptocardii; Amphioxiformes; Branchiostomatidae. The record is from RefSeq and is a predicted model, not a curated record.